Messenger RNA from Ogataea polymorpha, 3458 nucleotides. RefSeq lists its product as uncharacterized. Gene Ontology annotation, cellular component: fungal-type vacuole; vacuolar membrane. Bases 1 to 774 code for a protein of 257 amino acids. Lineage: Eukaryota; Fungi; Ascomycota; Pichiomycetes; Pichiales; Pichiaceae. The transcript has a single exon. The record is from RefSeq and is a predicted model, not a curated record. Gene Ontology annotation, molecular function: L-cystine transmembrane transporter activity. Gene Ontology annotation, biological process: L-cystine transport.
AUGAGCCUAGACCUGGCGACCGUUUCUGGUUGGCUUUACGCAAUAUGUUGGAGCGUCUCGUUUUAUCCCACAAUUUUGUUGAAUUUGAGAAUUCGAAGCGCCGAUUCCAUCUCUUUCGACUUUGCUAUUCUUAACCUGCUUGGCUACUCGUGUUACACAGCGUCUAUCUAUCUUCAACUAUUCAACAAUACGGUAAGGAAGCAGUUUUCAAAUGUAUUUGGUGGCAACAUGCCGCUACUCUCCAUCAUUGAUCUCGCUUACUCUAUGCAUGGCUGGAUUUUAACCGUUGUACUAUUAUCACAGAUCAUUUUGGGAAACCGGUGGUGGGGUUUUAAAAACACGAGAACCCUGUUCAAGUUCAGUAAGCUUGUCAAAGGCUACUAUGCUGCAUUCGUUCUUCUUUUGCUGUAUAAUAUCUAUUACAGGAAUGAGAAAAACCAGCUCCUGAACUUCACGUUGAACCUUUCCUACUGCAAAAUCCUUGUUAGCUGUACGAAGUACAUCCCACAAGUUAUACACAAUGCAAAGCGAAAGUCCAUGUUUGGUAUAUCGAAGAUGCAGAUUCUACUGGACCUUUCUGGUUGUUUCUUCUCUAUCGUUGAGCUUUUGCUGAGAAAUAAAACAACCUUAUGGAAGCUCUUAGAGGCGAAUAGAAGCAAGCUGGGACUUAUAUUGGUCACAAUGGUAUUUGAUUUGAUCUUCCUGGCCCAAUUUCAAAUGUAUAGGUCGCCUCGCAGAGAGAAGCCCAGUAUGAUCGAGAAGACUCCAGUUUAGUCAUAUCGACGCGUCGAUGCCAAAUUCAGAUAGCAAAAAGUGGAGUUUAAAAAUAAUUUCCUUUUAACUAUGUUCGCCUCCCGUUAUACCUCCCGUCGCCUUGGAUUGAUCGGCCAGCUCCGAAGCCUGUUUAUACAAACACAGUCGACCCCCAACGAGAAUGCGCUUAAAUUUGUGCCCUCAGAGUUCAAGUUUUUGCCAUCUCCUAAUACUCCUACAUUGGAGAUCACAGGUAUAAAAGACGCACUGAACAAAUCUGAACUAGCAUUCAAGCUUUUAAGCGUAAAUGACAAAUCCAUCAAGUCGAUUUUGUUUGGCUACAAUUUCAUAACAGUUAUCAAGGGAGAGAAGCACAGUUGGUCGUUGCUGAAACCAGAGAUCUUUUCGAUUUUAACUGAACAUUUAACUUCAGGACAAGCAGUGAUAAAUCAGAAAUACAUUGACCUACUGGGACAGCAGUCGGCAGAAAACGAGGAUCUUGAUGGAUACGAAGAUGAAGACGAAGUUGUUGCCUUGAUCAACGAACUUCUGAUUACAAGAAUUCAGCCUGCUAUACAGGAAGACGGAGGUGACAUCAAAUUUGUCAGCUUUGAUGCGGACACGGGAACGGUAUUCUUGAAGCUAAUCGGGGCUUGUAAGAGUUGUUCUUCGAGCGAGAUCACAUUGAAAAAUGGCAUUGAAGAGAUGCUCAAAUUUUACAUCGACGAGGUUAAAAGUGUGCAGCAAGUUGCGGACGACGAAGAGCCGAUCAUGGAAAAUUACCAGCGCGUUAAAGAAGAGUAUCCUCCAAGUUUAUGAGUGUCAUGAGUGUUUAUUAAAGAGAUAUAAGAUUAUACAAGUUUUAUAAGUUCCGAUUUUGGUAUGUGUGUAUGUGUUCAUUUCUAUUGGUCUAAGCUUGGUCUUGUGGGCCUUCUGCUCCCUCUUCUUCCCUUUCGCCUUCUUUGACGAAAGGCGAAGCAGGAGGCAUUGGGUAUGGAUAGUAGUAGUAUGGAUUGUAAGAGAUGUAUGGCACCGACAUUGUUCGAGAACCAGGCUGUGGUACUCCCGGACUGUCAACAAGAGGAUAAGAAACCUGAGAUGGGGAAGGUGCUGUCAUUGGAACGAACGCUCCACUGUGCAUGCUUGCUGGAAGGCUGAAGCUUCGCUUGGUGAAAUUCUGAUUCAGAUAGUUGUAAAAGUUGCCAAGGUGAUUUUGAUUAUAAUGAUGCAACCUUCCCUUCUCAAAUUUGUUCUCUUUUCUUUGAGCAAAGGAGACUUCCAGAACAUGGGAAUCAUCCACACGAUAUCCGUUCAUCGACACCAAUGCUUUUGAUGCAUCUAGAGGUUUAUUAAAACAGACAAACCCAAAUCCUCUAGAGCGUCCCUCACGGGACUUGUUUUCUGUGUUUUCUUCCCCUUCAUCAAUCACUGCCGAAUCAUCUGGUGGGUAUGUCAUAAUUUUGGCUGACAUGAUUUGGCCAAAAGGUGCAAAUAAUUCGUAAAGGUCUUGAUCUUUGAAUUCCAACGGCAGGUGUAUUAUGUACAAGUUUGAAUCCUGGUAUUGUGGACCUGCUAUUGGAAGGCCAGUUGCAGUCGAAAUGAGGUUUGAAUCUGGCGAAACAAUGAAAGAGGGGUAAAGAUUGUUGGAAUGCUCUGGCUGAGGAGGCAUAUACUGUGGCUGGAACGGAAGAUAGUUUGGUUUAUAACUAUUCAUCUGGUUGUGCAUCCGAUCCUUCCUUCGCUCAGCCUUUCCGAGUUGUAGUCUAUAUCCCGGAGCGAUCUCGAAUCCAUCUAAGUGUUGUUGUGCUUUGACUGCAUCUUCGUGGCUUUUAAAGUUAAUGAAUGCGUAGCCUCUAUUAUGAUUUCCGGUUCCUUGAGGGAGAAAAACAGACUCGACGUCUCCAUAGCGCCCGAAAACCUGUGCCAACUUUUCUUUCGUUAAGUCGUCUGGAAAGUUCUUCACAUAAAGAUUAGUGUAUUUGAGUUUCCUCAUCUCUAGCUCUUUCAGUCUAUCCCUUUUGGAGAUGUGAUGGUUGACAAAUAGAUGAUUGCCAUCCACGUUAACGCCGUUGAGAUUAUCGAUGGCUUUCUGAGCCUCAAUCCGAUCCGUAAAAUUGAUAAAACCGUAGCCUUUGGAUACUCCAAAAUCAUCGUAUAUGAUCUUACACGAUACAAGUGAUCCGUAUCUGCUGAAUAUCCUGACUAAAUCGUCGGUCGUCGUUGUAGGGAGUAAACCUCUAACAUAAAGAUUUCCAGGUAAUUGUUUUUUGAGCUCGUGCUCUGUGGCAACAUGCUCGCACUCUAUAUCACGCUGUUCAAGGAACUCCUUGAACUUCUCGAAAUGCUCCUUUUCCUCGAAUUUAGCGAAGACAGUCUUCGGAGAUUCCGAGUUGCCCUUCAACACUUCGCAGUUGACUUCGGGAUAGUUGUAGGUAUUCUUAAAGACUGCCAAGAGAUUCUCUAACACAGCUGAGUCUUCGUACAUUUUGAUGACAUUUAGAGGAUUGACUGAUUCCGUCAGUUCCGACGACGUCAUUAUUGAGAUACUCUCUCUUUUGCGAUGCUCAGUUCAGUUGCAAAUAAAUUAAACUUUUAAGAUGAUUAAGAGUUAAAUCGGGGAAAAGUUUUUGAUUUAGAGUCCGGCCUAAGUUAUGUUGAUGGUAUAGAUCGGUUUGAUGGGGAUGCAGAGACAAUAAAGGGAAAAU